Messenger RNA from Magallana angulata, 2048 nucleotides. RefSeq names its product nucleolar protein dao-5-like. Gene Ontology annotation, biological process: spindle assembly; centrosome cycle. Bases 60 to 1961 code for a protein of 633 amino acids. The record is from RefSeq and is a predicted model, not a curated record. Gene Ontology annotation, molecular function: microtubule binding. Gene Ontology annotation, cellular component: centrosome; nuclear microtubule; cytoplasm. Lineage: Eukaryota; Metazoa; Mollusca; Bivalvia; Ostreida; Ostreidae. The transcript is spliced from 16 exons.
ACAUCUCCGUUCCUUCCAUUUCCGGUUAGGUAAAAUCGAAAUUGCAGAGGAAGAGCGGGAUGUACAAACGGUCGCUGUACACAGUAAAUAAUGCUGGUCAGAGACCGAAAAGAAAAACUCUUGCACAAGGCCGACUAGUGAAUGAUUCAGGGCCUUCUUCAGGGAAAUCUCGAGGAGUUCUGGCACAUGGAAUAGAUGUACAUGUUAGAAGUGUUGAUGAAAGAGUACCUCCACAAGUACACAAUGAGUUCCCUGCACGCAAGAUGGUUUCUGAUUCAACCAACAAUGAGGAAAAUGAACCGACAGCAAGCAUAACACCAAGAAAAAAAGCACCAUGCACCACUGAGCAAAACUCACCGGCACGAGUUCGAAAAACGGACUCGUUGGAUCUCUCGGACAGUGACGAGGAAAUUGAUAGUGGAUCAAAGAUUGAUAUUUUGGGUCACCAGAAAAUGACCACGGAUGAUGUAAUGGUUCUGGAUGCCUCUUCUCGCCUGGCUGACCCAGAUCAAGUAGAAGUGGACAUGGUGGUUGGUUACAGCAAAUCACCUGCUCGUGUCAUCUGUCACUCCCCUGCUGGGGCCAGGAGACAGCUCAGGAAUGCUGCAGUAAAAGGUGAAUCCAACAAGGUGCCAGUGACCAGUGUCCCAGCGGUCUCUGUCUCUGCUCCUGCGCCAAGUUCCCCCAGUAACCAUUCAUCCCCUGCAGUCAGAGAGAGACAAGCAGAAUCACCAAAAAGCCAUCAUCACAUGUUGGGAUCACUUCCUGUUCUGACUCAGAUGGAGAAGAUGAUGGGAUUGUCGCAGCCCAAUUUCGAUGAUUCAGGUGAUUCAGAUGCUCACCUGCAGCCUCAGGAUGAGAAGUCUGAUGUCAUGUCUCUUAUAAGUGAAAGUGAUGCCUGCUCAAUCUCAGACUUUGUCACAAAACCAGUCAACAAAACAAAACCUGUUAAAAAAGCAAAAGCAGGACCAAACACUCCAGGCACUGCCAAGAAAAAAACUAAAGUUGUGCCAUCCAGAUACAUGCAAGCUGCUCAGGCCAAGGCCUCUGUGUCCGUUCUCAUGGAUAAGUCUUCAAAGGCAGACAGAAGUAAAGUAAGUCGGAGUCUAGAAGUACCCACGUCACACCCCAGUCAGAGGGCAAAGAAACAGAUUAAAGAGAAAAGGCAAAUAGAGGUCCAGAAAAAUCCCAGCACCCCAGAGAAUUUACAGAACAGGAAAACGGGCAAAACCUCCACCCCCACCUCAGAUGUGUCAUUCUUUUCCACCCUGCAGACAGACUUAUCAGCAAUAUCAGCAGCUGGAGAUGUAUCAAAAUUGAAUUCAGACUCACAUCAUUCUAAAGCAAAGCCCAGACCCAAUAUAACACAGCAGACUUUGGACUUGCUGUAUGGCAGGUUUGUACAGUGGGAGUUUCUUGCUUGUAAGGCCAGGAGGAUCAAAGAAGAACAAGAAAGGAAAGCAAUGUCUCAAAUGCUCUGGCUACAGGAAGAGUUGCAAAAACUCCGGAAGCUCAAACAUGACAAAGACAAAGAAUUAGCAAGACUUAAGCAUUUAAAUGAAUUAGAUGAACAGCUUGAUAUUCAGAGAGAAUGUUUGGAACCUGUGGUCAGUCAUCUCCCAAAACUUACCAAGCAAUAUGAGACACUGGCACAGGCCUUGGAUACGACUCGUCAUCAAAUCCCAACAAAGGGCAUCUAUAUUCCACAAGAUGAGGCCCUUUUCCAUAGUCAGCUUGAACAAAUUUUACAGGAGAGUGAGUAUCUCCUUGGAAACCUAUCUGCCAGUACAGGGCAGCCAUUACAUAGUGCCACAGCAACAGUUGCUAGGCAUCUAGCCUCCUUAGAAAAACACACCAACCAGCAGUGCCAGCAGUUAAAGAGUUGUAAUGAAAUGAUUGCUGCAACACAAAGUUUGACUGUUGAAGAAAGUUCCCUCCUCAUUCAGAAAGAAGUGAUGUAACAAAUGAAAUCUAGGACUUUAUAUUAUAUACUUAUACUUUAUAUACAUGUAUAUUGCAAAAAUAAAUACAUGUAAAUGCACAAUCAA